GGGUUUAGAAUCGAGAUAGGGUUUUAAAACCCCAAACUUUCCUCUCAUUUCCUCUCUCCUCCGCUCGUCUCGCCGCCUCCUGACCUCGCCGGCGUCCGUGCUCCGCCACUGUGUCCGGCGACUCCUCGGCCAUGAGAAGGUGGAGCUCCAUCAUGAGCUAGAGAUGUCCGUUUCUUGCUGCUGAGGAAGAUUUUUUCAAGCUUCUCUUUUCUUCAAUACUUGGCUUGCGCUAGCCAUGGAAUUAAUAAUGGGACACGCACACCGAAGUGUGCUUGCAUUUGCAUCUGCACGCUCAUCCUGUUUUCUGAAAAACUGUCUUUGCUUGAGAACAUUAUCUGCACCAAGGACAGCACAGUUUCAUAAGACUACUUUGUUCAGGAAUCGAGCUGAUGGGGAGGAUGAUUCUCUUUCUCUCUCAAGUAUUGGAUUUAAAUGCCAGGUUGAGACUGGAAAGAAAGGGACGAUUGUAGAGAUUGAAAAUGUCAGUACAGCUAAAAAAAUCUCUCCAAGUAAAGUUAAAACAGCCAGGACCAGCUUGGCUAAGCAAUCUACUAUGAAAAGUGUACAAGGAAUAGAGGGAGCCCCAUUUGCAGCAAAAUCCUUCUCUGAUCUUGGGCUUUCACCUUUGUUGAUUGAUCGGUUGGAGAAGGAAGGUCUGACUGUUCCAACUGAUGUACAGUCUGCUGCUAUCCCUACAAUUUCGCAGAAGCAUGAUGUUGUCAUUCAGUCCUAUACUGGUUCAGGAAAGACUCUUGCUUAUCUUCUCCCUAUACUGUCCCAAAUAGGACCUUUUAAGUAUCCUACAGAAGAUGACCGAUCUGAACAAAAACCAGGCAUAGAGGCUGUCAUUGUUGCCCCUUCAAGGGAGUUAGGUAUGCAAAUAGUUAGAGAAAUAGAGAGAUUGUUAGGUCCUGCAAACAAGAAGCUUGUUCAACAGCUUGUGGGGGGUGCAAAUAGAUCGAGGCAAGAAGAGGCUCUCAAAAAGAACAAGCCGGCCAUUGUUGUUGGAACCCCUGGCCGUAUUUCUGAGAUUUCAGCAGCUGGGAAGCUCCAUACCCAUAACUGUCGUUUUUUAGUGUUAGAUGAAGUUGACCAGCUUUUAUCCUUUAACUAUCGAGAGGACAUGCAUAGAAUACUCGAACAUGUGGGAAGAAAGUCUGGUGCAAAACCGAGUGGUGUACUAAGCCCACUUACUAGGCGUACUGAACGCCAAACAAUCUUGGUCUCUGCAACUGUGCCAUUCUCAGUUAUAAGGGCAGCUAGGAGCUGGGGGUCAAAUCCUCUCAUUGUCAGAGCUAAGAGUGUUCAACCUCUCGAUUCUGUGUCUAUUCCGUCAAAUGCCCCUUCAGUGUCUACUUCUGAUGCCAACUCCAGCUCAAGCUCUGUAACACAAGGAGCAAUUGAUAGCUUGCCACCUGCUUUGAAACACUACUAUAGUGUUUCUAAACUUCAGCAUAAAAUUGACACCUUGAGGAGAUGUGUUCAUGCACUGGAUGCAAAGGCGGUGAUUGCUUUUAUGAACAAUACCAAGCCCUUGAAGGAUGCAGUGUUUAAACUGGAAGCACGUGGGAUGAAGGCUGCUGAGUUGCAUGGUGAUCUUGGAAAACUUGCAAGAUCGACCACUCUGAAGAAAUUCAAGAACGGUGAAAUAAGAGUAUUACUGACUAAUGAGUUGUCUGCAAGGGGUUUGGAUGUGCCUGAAUGUGAUUUGGUCGUGAACUUGGACUUGCCUACAGACUCUAUACAUUAUGCUCAUCGGGCUGGUCGAACAGGAAGGCUUGGCCGAAAGGGGAGUGUAGUAACAAUCUGUGAAGAACCUGAGACUUUUGUUGUGAAGAAACUAAGGAGGCAGCUAGGAAUUGCCAUUCAACCAUGUGAGUUUAAAGAAGGGAAGCUCACUAUUGGCGAAGAGGAAAAAACGGAGAAUUAAAGGGGUAAUGUUUUCUUUAUUUGUCAGGUUUUACUUCAAUGAACUGGUUGUUGUAUAUGAUUCAGUGACUGUCAUUCAUAGGAAUGUCAUGCUAUUAAUAUUACUAGUUAUUUUCUUAUCAUCCUGUGCCCCCUCUUUUAAAUUGGUUUUCUUAC
Molecule: messenger RNA, 2085 nt
Organism: Asparagus officinalis (garden asparagus)
Lineage: Eukaryota; Viridiplantae; Streptophyta; Magnoliopsida; Asparagales; Asparagaceae
Product: DEAD-box ATP-dependent RNA helicase 47B
Exons: 2
Coding region: 236-1930 (564 amino acids)
Molecular function (GO): RNA helicase activity; RNA binding; ATP binding
Source: RefSeq, a predicted model, not a curated record